GUUACCGUAGAGGUAGUUUCGCAGAAGCGCGCAUCUUUCUCGAACAGUACAACGCCAUUUUACCGGAAACCCGGGAUUACUUGUUUUUUGAGGUGAUGGGAUUGUAUUUACAAGCAGCUCUAAAACGUGCAAGUGGAGAUUUUCAAGAUCUCCCAGGACUAUUGACUGAAGCUUUGUCCAAGGCAGAACUGAUUGAACCAGGUCUGGUAACAGCAAUAGUAUACGUUUUUGCUGGAACUGUGACUGACUUAAUUAAUUCAGAGGACCCAUCAAAUAAGAUAGAUUCACCUGAUGUUCUUUCAAUAAGAGCCCUGGAACAUUUACGAUGUGUCCCAGAUGCUUCUGACGUUCUUGCAGAUAUGAAACGGAAGGUAUAUAUAACAUUGGCCACUUUUUACCUUGGCUGUAAUAUAAGUGGACAGCGUAUCAAGGGUAAUGUAGACAAUUCAAGUUUAGAUAAAGCAAAGACCAGCAUGAAGGCUGUACAUCAAUCUACUUUUGAAGAACACCCACUGAGUAGGUAUCAUGAAGUUCAGCUCAAUUUGGUAAAGUCGAUAUUUCAUUAUCGAUCUUCGCAACUCAUUCCUGAUCAAAGAAUUCGAUUUUUGGGUAAUGCCUCUAGGUACGCCAAUGAAGCUGAAUGUCUUGCAAAAGAUUAUCAGUUCGCGGAAAUGGUUAAAUGGAGUGAGGCUAAUCAAGCUUUGUACACGGAAGAAUUAGUACCGGCGAAUUCGCCCACUCAGAACCACGCGAACAAUGCUGAUCACAUGAGAAACGAUGAAACAGGCUUUAGGCCAGAAAAACGAAAGGAUGCAUUGGAUACGCAAUCGAGCUUUGAUGAAAGACGAGCGCGAAGGAGAAAUUAUGAUGCGACUCGGCAUUCUGAUAGAACGAUUGGCAUUGAUGAUAUUGCACAGCCUGCAAGUGAAUUUGAACCUGCCUCACCCCAAAGUGACUUUGUUGAAGUGAAAUCAAAAAGAACGCAAAAAAAACAGAGGGAAAGAGCCCGUGAAGAGGAGGAACGAAAGCAACGUGAAACAAAAAAGCAUAUGCAAGGUGCGAUGCCAAAACCCAAAACGAAUAAAUCUACCUCGCAAAACAAGCAGCACUUGACAUCCAAACCACCUAGAUUUGCAAGAAACAUGGGAGUACUGUGGACAUCCAAACCACCAAGCGGUGUUACUCCUGUAGCUAGCCCCGAGAAUAAUACAAUUACUGCCCUGGCUUCAGCAAACGUGGAACAAAAACGUGUUUCUCCAUUGAUGUUGGAGAGACCAAGCUCUUCACCACCACCUCCAAUGUUUAAUGCUUGGACCAAGCCACUUUCUAUCACGCCUGCAAAACCUCCCAAUGAAGCAUCGGCAGAAUUACCAAGAAUUGUCCAACCAGAUCCAUUGGCAGUUGAAAGAGGGAAGCCUCUACGUACGGAUGAUAGGAGACUUAGAGCCGAUACCAAAGACAAUGGCGAACCAAAGUCACAACCUAAUACGGAUAAACCUAAAGAGGUAAGUACUUUAGGGAGGGGAGAAACUUCCUUUUGCGAGGGGAGAAACCUCCUUUUGCGAGGGGAGAAACCUCCUUUUGUGAGGGGAGAAACCUCCUUUUGUGAGGGGAGAAACCUCCUUUUGUGAGGGGAGAAACCUCCUUUUGUGAGGGGAGAAACCUCCUUCUGUGAACUGUUUUGCCUUAACUUUUAUGCAAAUUUGCUUAAUCUAUAGCUUGCCAAUAAUUUUAUGGUUGUAAAGGUUAGCUUUGUUACAUAGGUUCUGUAUCUAGCUUCCAUUGGUAAUGAUUGGCCCUGUUGUUUGCGCCUGGAUAAUAAGUUGAAAAAUAAUUUAUAAACUAAUAAUAUUAAUAAUUUUUUUCCAGAAGAAUGACGGCAGACCACGCAGUGCUUAUCGUCCCCGAGAUGUAAACAAAACACAGAAAGCAAAACUACAAGUUAAGAAUGCAAAGUCACAAAAUUCAGAUGAAAAUAGAGACCAAAACAAGGAAAGAAAUUCACAGGUACGUAGCCAGAGUAUCAAGCCAUUUUCCCUCAAAUGCGGGUGGAUGAAAAUUAAAGAGGAUCUGAAACAAAUCCUUAUCAAGCUGCAUGUAAAAUGUCUUUGAUCGGUUAAUGAUAAUGAGAUGUGAUAUUAUUGUUUAUAAUAUAUUUAGCAGCCCCAGCGUGACAAUCGGACACCGUCAGGACGACAGGGGCAACGUUCACCUCCAGGGCAAUCUGAGAUGUUGAAACAUGUCCAUGCUAAACCAUUUCAACCUCUAACUGGUAUCUCUCCCGGAAGUGCUACCCACCAGAUUGCCCCCAACGUUCGUCAGGCACCAACAGUGUCAGGACAAAGUAGUGUGCCAACUGCCUAUCGCGUGAACAAUGCCGUGUUGUCCAUGCAGGCCACUGGUGCUACAGCAUUGCAAGGCAGCGUAUCAUUUAGCGAUCACACUGGGACAUCACCAACUGGAAUACAAGCCCAUACUUUACCAGUUUCCCACUUCAGUUUCCACCAAUUCCAGCCUGCUGUGGGCUCGUUUCCACGUCAAGCUCUUGUGCAGCAAUUACCACCACCCACUUACUCUGCUGGGCUGACCUACACAACCACUUUUCCCACCCCACCGCCACGAGUGUUGCCACCGAUGCCAAGUCGAAGGUCUUUUAAUCCGGUCGGUGCUGCCCAACCCCAAAUCGCGGCGUACCAGCCCUUACUCAGACCUCAGCAACCAACACAACAACAACAACAACAACAACAACAACAACAACAACAACAACAACAACAACAACAACAACAACAACAACAACAACAACAACAACAACAACAACAACAACAACAAAUGUUCAGAAAUCAACAACAUCAACAGAUGCAUCAACAGUUAAGCAACGCGUCACGAUUUCCUUUCUGUGACUCGAGUUCUCCAGGUUACUUCUAG
This is a messenger RNA of Paramuricea clavata, 2925 nucleotides long. NCBI's taxonomy places the organism in Eukaryota, Metazoa, Cnidaria, Anthozoa, Malacalcyonacea, Plexauridae. The record is from the annotation of a GenBank genome assembly.